Molecule: messenger RNA, 2451 nt
Organism: Protobothrops mucrosquamatus (brown spotted pit viper)
Lineage: Eukaryota; Metazoa; Chordata; Lepidosauria; Squamata; Viperidae
Gene: KLF7
Product: Kruppel like factor 7
Exons: 4
Coding region: 1-993 (330 amino acids)
Biological process (GO): regulation of transcription by RNA polymerase II
Molecular function (GO): RNA polymerase II cis-regulatory region sequence-specific DNA binding; DNA-binding transcription factor activity, RNA polymerase II-specific
Source: RefSeq, a predicted model, not a curated record
AUGAACAGAACUAAAACCCCGUCACGAAAUUUCAAACACAAAUCUAAAAGGAAAAGGUUGUGGUUUGUUUUUUUGCUCAGCAGCAGCAGCAGCAGCAACAACAACAUGGAUGUGUUGGCUAGUUAUAGUAUAUUCCAGGAACUGCAGCUUGUCCACGACACCGGGUACUUCUCAGCUUUGCCAUCCUUGGAGGAGAACUGGCAGCAGACAUGCCUUGAGCUGGAGCGCUACCUUCAGACAGAACCCAGGAAGAACUCAGAAAGCUUCGGGGAGGACUUAGACUGUUUUCUUCAUGCCUCUUCUGCUCAAAGCACAGAAGACAGCAUUCAGCCAUUGGACCCACUCUUAUUACCUGUAGAUAUGAGUACCUGUGACAAAAAUGCCAACAUGGACAUUAUUCUCUCAAGGGACAAACUAUUGUCUGAGACUUGUCUCAGCCUGCAACCUACCAGCUCCUCUACAGAGGGCUAUGCUGCUGUUAACCAGGCCCAACUCAACGCAGUGACCUCACUAACACCUCCUUCCUCUCCUGAACUCGGUCGCCAUCUUGGAAAAACCUCACAAACUAUCUCUGCAGUUGAUGGCACAGUUACACUGAAAUUAGUGACCAAGAAAUCCACCCUCAGCUCAGUAAAGGUUGGUGUAAUAACACCAGCUAACACAACAAAGUGUGCGCUCAGUGACAGUGAACAAGGAGGGUCAGGGGCUGAUACAUCCCCAGAAAACAAGAAGAGGGUUCAUCGUUGUCAGUUUAAUGGGUGCCGUAAAGUAUAUACAAAGAGCUCACACCUAAAAGCGCACCAGAGGACUCACACAGGUGAGAAGCCUUACAAGUGUUCAUGGGAAGGGUGUGAGUGGCGUUUUGCACGAAGUGAUGAACUCACACGGCACUACAGGAAGCACACGGGAGCAAAGCCCUUCAAGUGCAGCCAUUGUGACAGGUGUUUUUCAAGGUCUGAUCAUCUUGCCCUCCAUAUGAAGAGGCACAUCUAAAUAAUAGGGACCAUACAGUGUGACCCGGAUGCAGUUAGACCAUAGCGUCAUGGGGAGAAGGGUGGAACCCAAUUGCCUGUCUCUUGCUACCUUCCAGAAGAAGAGAAUUUGAUCACAUGUAAACUUCUAUUCACACAACAUGCACUAAAUGCUGUCAUGCACUCAGCAGUACAUUCAUCUGUUUCCAAUGCCUUGCCCAUCUGAAAGGCAGAAGACAUGUGAUUAGGAAAAGGGAUACAGGGGAAGUCUUUAAGACACAGUUGCUUACAGCACUUCAGAACUUGAAAAUCUUUGUUCCUGUUUAUUGCCAAUGGAAAUCAAAGCAGAUGGAAGAGGAUUCCUUGCAGGUGAACAGCAUAGAAGCAGCAUAUAUGUAACUUGCUUCUUGGUGCAACUUGACUGGGGAGGGGGGAACCUAUUUUGGACUUGCAUAUUUGUAGCACUAACUUUUCUUUGGAGAUAAUUUUGGAAGGAAAACUAAUGACCUAGAAAAACCAAAUUCCAGUUUGGUAGCCAAAACAUUACUGUCUUGGUUCCUUUCUGCUGAUUUUGUUUUAAGGCACCCUUAAUGAUUUAUCAAGAUUCCUCAAGAACUUCUUGAUCUGCUCCAUUUUGUUUUUUCAUAGAACUGAUCUGUCAAGAUCUGUUUAAGUCAAUACCAAUGGCCUUAAUUGGCAGUACACUCUGCAGCGAUCCUAGGAUACACCUACCAGUUUUCUUGCUUCAGCUGUUAUGGACUUUGUCAAGGAGAUAUAUAUAGAGAGAGAGAGAGAAAGAGAGAGACGUACUGUUUUGUUCCUUUAAUUUUGGUAUUUGGUUAUUGCACAUCACGUGCACAGAGGAACUGUGAAAACUGCUGAUAUGAUUGCAUAAUGGUUGACAAGCGAAAUCCCUGAGCAAGAUCACAGUAUAUCUUUGGAGGCAUCACCAUAUUGCCAUAGUUUGAACUUCCUAUUUAAUUACUUAAUGAAAACUUGAAAGAAAGCUUAUUUGAAGCUUUGAACCUUUUCUCCAAGUUUCUGAGAACUCAUUUACACACCUGGAUAUCUGUCUUGGAUUCUCUCACUCAGGCCUGACUUCAGGUUUUCCUUCUGCACCCUGGGGAGCAUGCUUGUGGCAACCCACAAAAAAUGGUUAGCAAUUCUGGUUGUUUGUUGUUGCUAGCCUUUUACUUGGUGAAAUACGUGGUAAUAUAUACAGUAUGUGUGUGUCUGGCACUCGCAAAAGAAAUAUUUUGGGUUAAGCAGAUCAAUAGAAUACUUGCAAUCAUGCAAAUUAGGAGUGAGAACCUCUUGCUUUUAAUAUUAGUCUCCUACAUGUUUUCUUCUAAAAGAGAAAAUGCCUACCUAGAUUCUCCUGUCCCAUUUUAUUAAGGUGGUGCAAUUCCCACUUGUCCAACACAAUGCAGUUGAAUGAAAGGAUUGGCUUUUUGGUAAGCACAGACUUCUUUCCAAACAA